Messenger RNA from Pundamilia nyererei, 2865 nucleotides. RefSeq names its product mitochondrial sodium/hydrogen exchanger 9B2. The record is from RefSeq and is a predicted model, not a curated record. The coding region runs from base 535 to 2265 and encodes 576 amino acids. Gene Ontology annotation, cellular component: membrane. Gene Ontology annotation, biological process: proton transmembrane transport. Lineage: Eukaryota; Metazoa; Chordata; Actinopteri; Cichliformes; Cichlidae. Gene Ontology annotation, molecular function: antiporter activity. The transcript is spliced from 13 exons.
GAAAAAAAUAUCAGUAAUAUUACAUAUUUUAUGGAAAAAUGUCUUGUUUUGCAACUGAAACCUAUGCUGCAAAUAUAUUUGUCAUCCUAAAUUCAAACUAUAAAUAAUGUACAGAAGUGUGUAAUCAACUUUAAACCUUUCCCGCUUUCCAUUACUGUGCAUUACUCUGUGCAUCCUUUCCCGCUUUCCAUUACUGUGCAUUACUCUGUGCAUAAUAGUGAAACAAAAGCUAUGUGCAAGAUGUUAAGCAAACCAGUUUUCCAAGUAACCCAAGUUCUCCAUGCACCGUUGUGGACGCUACAUACUUGCUUGGCAGUCACUAAUCCGCCUCAUUCCUCGUGUACCAGCUGGUGCAUCUGCUGCAGGCCUACGAGAAAAGCUGCCACUGACAGCCCGCAUGCUCUGGUGUUUACGAUAUGAGAGGUGGACAUGCCAAAAGAAAAGUAAAAGAACAGCCCACUAAUGGCUAACCCCACCCCUCAGCUUGAUGUCUUGUGAUACAAGAGUGGACCAGAAAGACUGUAGGCAACCGCCAUGGAGGACACCCAGCAGAAAGCUGCAAACCCGGACCUGAGUCCUGCACCCAGUCCAGUGCCUAGUCCAGCUCCCAGCCCACUAUUGGACAGAAUUCCUUUGCCUGUGCCAAACCAUGUGGAGCACCUAAAUGUGAACCAGAUCCAGGUGGUGGUACGUCGCUGCUCAAGUCCAAAUGUAACAGAGGAGACCACUUAUUUUAUUCCUCGUAACCCCGUAGUGGACGCCGGUACCAACACAGAUCCACCAGUGGUCUGUUGUCCUGUGCUGCGAAGAUUUUGCCCCUGUCCGCCAAGAGGCUUUCUCGCCUCCCUUAUUACCAAAGUUCUUUUGGCAGUUGUACUCUUUGGAGUGGUUUGGUCAAUCACAGAGGACGAAUGUCUCCCAGGAGGAAACCUCUUUGGCAUUACAAUACUCUUCAUCUGUGCAGUUGUUGGUGGAAAAUUGGUGUCUCUCAUUCGUCUGCCCAAACUUCCACCUUUCCCACCACUCCUUGGUAUGCUGCUCAUGGGCUUCCUGCUGAGGAACAUUCCAGUUGUUACAGAUGGGGUGUACAUUGACUUCAAAUGGUCUGCAUCUCUCAGGAACAUUGCUCUGGCUGUCAUUCUGGCCAGAGCUGGUCUAGGGUUGGAUCCCACGGCUCUCAGGAAACUAAAAGCUGUGUGUAUACGUGUGGCAGCUGGGCCGUGCUCGAUAGAGGCUUGCACCGUAGCUGUGAUCUCUCACUUCCUCAUGGGCUUGCCCUGGGUGUGGGGCUUCAUCCUUGGCUUCGUGCUAGGAGCUGUGUCUCCAGCAGUGGUGGUUCCCUCCAUGCUCCUGCUGCAGAAGGACGGUUACGGUGUAGAGAAGGGCAUCCCCACCCUGCUGAUGGCUGCAGGCAGCUUUGAUGACAUUCUUGCGAUCACAGGAUUCACAACAUGCUUGGGCAUGGCCUUUGCCACAGGUUCAACUUGGUACAACCUCCUCAGGGGGGUGCUGGAGGUGGCAGGAGGGAUGGUUGCUGGGAUUCUUCUUGGUUUUCUCAUCCAGUACUUCCCUAGUGUUGACCAGAAACACUUGGUGAUGAAGCGUUCCUUCUUGGUGCUGGGUCUGUCUGUUUUUGCUGUGUUUGGCAGCGGUGUGGCAGGCUUUCCUGGCUCCGGAGGCCUGUGCACCUUGGUGCUGGCAUUCCUGGCUGGCGUCGGCUGGGGAACAGAAAAGGCACGUGUGGAAGAAGUGAUAGGGUGGGCGUGGGAUGUGUUUCAGCCUCUUCUCUUUGGACUGAUAGGAGCUGAGAUUCGAGUCUCUGAGUUGGAGGGACACACAGUUGGUCUGGGUAUAGUCUCUCUCCUCAUUGGUCUGCUGGUUAGAGUGGGGUUCACCUUCGUCUGUGUGUUGUUUGCGGGCUUUAGCAUAAAGGAAAAAGUGUUCAUAGCCCUAGCAUGGAUGCCUAAAGCAACAGUGCAGGCAGCUAUAGGAUCCACAGCUUUGGACAUGGCGAGGACAAAGGAUGACAAGCAGCUGCAGAAAUACGGCAUGGACGUGCUGACUGUGGCUGUGCUCGGCAUCCUUCUCACAGCCCCUGUAGGCGCACUUAUCAUAGGGCUGUGUGGCCCUCGCCUGCUGCAAAAGCCAGAGAACACAGUCAGCGGUGAGCGAGUCAAACCCAGUUUAUCAGCUUUCUUCCUAGGCACUGCAACAGGAGAUCAAGAUGACAAUGAAACUCCCGUCACCUAUGAAAGUACACUCUGAUGUCAAGUGUGAGAGAGGAGAAUUAAAGAAACUCCUCACACCUCAGAUAUUUGAACUUCUCUUUGGCCACCGAGUGGCCCUCGCUGUGUCUGUUGUUCAGCUCUCUGUGUUCGCAGUCCUGCAGGAACACGUGAAUCAUUUUGUAUUUAUAGCAUCUGGUGAUUUCCAGGCCUAACACUGCAAACAAAUGACCCACAUUGCACUGUCUGGAAAAAAAAUCAUAUUGUUUUCAAGGUAUAGAAAUGGUUUAUACUUUUAAAAGGAUCUUGUCAUAUUCACUAAAUCCAGAAUUUUUCCACUGUUCUUGAUUGGAUUACCAGUAAGAAAGCACUUUACUUUGACUUGAAAGGUCAAAGUAAAGCAGUUUUCUUCAUGGGGGACAGAGAACGUUUUGGGAUGUUGUUGAUAAGCAAUUUUUAUUGCUAUGAGUAGACUACACUGUAAAACCACAUGCAAGUUUUAGGCAUCCUACAUCUUCAUGCUGUGUUUGUUUACUUUGAUUUGUGUAUGCAUAUUAGCCCUCUGUCAGUAUGGUGAGAUCAGUUGCGUAGUUUGCAAAGAGUCAGGGAAGGAUUUGUGUAAUUGAUAAUAUUUUAGUUU